GCGGGAUGUUCGCAGUGCGCAUGCGCCGCGCCGGAAAAGUCCGGACGUGGUGAGUGGGUGCCUCUGUGCGCGGGAAGAUGGCUGAGCAGGUGUCCAAGUCCGUGCUGUUUGUGUGUCUAGGUAACAUCUGCCGAUCACCCAUUGCAGAAGCAGUUUUCAGAAAACUUGUAACCGAUCAGAACAUCUCAGAUAACUGGGUCAUUGACAGCGGCGCUGUUUCUGACUGGAACGUGGGCCGGGCACCAGAUCCCAGAGCUGUGAGCUGCCUAAGAAAUCAUGGCAUUAACACAGCCCAUAAAGCAAGACAGGUCACCAAGGAAGACUUCGCCACCUUUGACUACAUCCUGUGCAUGGAUGAGAGCAAUCUGAGAGAUUUAAAUAGAAAAAGUAAUCAAGUUAAAAACUGCAAAGCUAAAAUCGAACUACUUGGGAGCUAUGAUCCACAGAAACAAUUAAUUAUUGAAGAUCCCUAUUAUGGGAACGACUCCGACUUCGAGACCGUCUACCAGCAGUGCAUGAGGUGCUGCAGGGCCUUCCUGGAGAAGGCGCACUGAGCACACCACUCUUCCCGGUCGCGGGUCAGAGUGCACUGCCGCCCGCAGCUCCAGGCCACAGCUGUGUCUUCAGUCAACUCACUGUUUAUCUUAAAAUGUAAUUGUAGAUGGAAAUCAGUUGUUGUUUGUCGGAAGAACAAUAAAAGUUUUGACCCAGA
Equus quagga is the source of this 712-nucleotide messenger RNA. RefSeq names its product acid phosphatase 1 (gene ACP1). Gene Ontology annotation, biological process: protein dephosphorylation. The record is from RefSeq and is a predicted model, not a curated record. The transcript has 6 exons. Lineage: Eukaryota; Metazoa; Chordata; Mammalia; Perissodactyla; Equidae. The coding region runs from base 78 to 554 and encodes 158 amino acids. Gene Ontology annotation, cellular component: cytoplasm. Gene Ontology annotation, molecular function: non-membrane spanning protein tyrosine phosphatase activity; acid phosphatase activity.